Molecule: messenger RNA, 798 nt
Organism: Morchella sextelata
Lineage: Eukaryota; Fungi; Ascomycota; Pezizomycetes; Pezizales; Morchellaceae
Exons: 5
Coding region: 1-798 (265 amino acids)
Biological process (GO): signal transduction
Cellular component (GO): cytoplasm
Source: RefSeq, a predicted model, not a curated record
AUGGGCUAUGAAGACUCAGUUUACCUGGCCAAGCUUGCCGAGCAGGCGGAGCGCUAUGAGGAAAUGGUUGAGAACAUGAAGAAUGUUGCUUCCGCUGAUCAGGAGCUCACCGUGGAGGAGCGCAACCUUCUUUCCGUAGCUUACAAGAACGUCAUCGGUGCCCGACGUGCGUCUUGGAGGAUUGUAACCUCCAUUGAGCAAAAGGAGGAGUCCAAGGGCAAUGAAUCUCAGGUUACUUUGAUCAAGGAGUACCGCCAAAAGAUUGAGGCCGAGCUGGCCAAGAUCUGUGAGGACAUCUUGGAGGUUCUCGACAAGCACCUCAUUCCCUCUGCCCAGUCUGGUGAAUCUAAGGUCUUCUACCACAAGAUGAAGGGUGAUUACCACCGUUACCUCGCCGAGUUUGCUCUCGGUGACAAGCGCAAGGAAUCUGCCGACAAAUCAUUGGAGGCCUACAAGAACGCAACUGAAGUCGCGCAGACUGACCUUGCCCCCACCCACCCCAUCCGCCUCGGAUUGGCCCUCAACUUCUCUGUGUUCUACUACGAGAUCCUGAACUCCCCUGAUCAGGCUUGCCACCUUGCUAAGCAGGCGUUUGAUGAUGCUAUCGCUGAGCUUGAUACCCUGAGUGAGGAGAGUUACAAGGAUUCUACCUUGAUCAUGCAGUUGCUACGAGACAACCUGACCCUUUGGACUUCAUCCGAAGCCGAGGCCGACCCUGCCCCGGAGGCAAAUAAGGAAAUGCCCGAUGCCCCUGCGGCCGCACCUGCGACUGAAGGGAAGGCCGAGGCCAAAGAAUAA